Molecule: messenger RNA, 7832 nt
Organism: Gorilla gorilla gorilla (western lowland gorilla)
Lineage: Eukaryota; Metazoa; Chordata; Mammalia; Primates; Hominidae
Product: large ribosomal subunit protein uL16-like
Exons: 1
Coding region: 809-1222 (137 amino acids)
Biological process (GO): translation
Cellular component (GO): ribosome
Molecular function (GO): structural constituent of ribosome
Source: RefSeq, a predicted model, not a curated record
CAGGGUCUCAUUCUGUUACCCAGGCUAGAGUGCAGAGGUGCAAUCAUAGCUCACUACAGCCUCAACUCCUGGGCUCAAGCGAUCUACCCACCUCAACAUCCUGAGUAACUGGACUAUAGGCGUGUGCUGCAUGCCUGAUUAAAUUUUUUUUUUAAAUUUUUUGCAGGUACAGGGUCUUGCUAUGUUGCCCAGGCUGGUCUCAAACUCCUGGCCUCAAAAGUGAUCCUCCUGCCUUGGCCUCCCAAAGUGUUGGGAUUUCAGGAAUGAGUCACCACUGUCUGGCCCAUUUUCAUUUUCUAUAAAGCAAGGCUAUCUACCAAAACUUAGGUCUGUUUUUUUCAGUAUACUGGGGAGUCUCUCUAAAGAUAAAUUAACAUACCCUGUACAUCUAUCUAUAUGAUAAAAGACGCUUUUAGUCAGGUAUUAUGUUUGUUAGAUGUAGUUUGGCUGGUAUGGGUCACAUUCCAGCAUGACGUGAAGUAAGGAGCUACGCAUGGGGUAUUUCGAAAAGUGGGUAAAACAAAAGUCACGCUGGGAAUAACGAGAGGUGAAGUUUCAAGGUCAGGUCAAAUUUAAAUAUGAAGGCCCAGAAGCCCGGGAGACCUAAUCAAUUUUAAAGUAGUGGUUGGCUACCAAACCAUUUAUACUCCUAACACUAUUAUUAGUAAAAUCUCUCAUUCUAGUAGGGACUGGGUGUAUUUGUGUGUUUUAAAAAACACCCUGCUGCAGCCUAUUAAGUCGACUGAGUUCCUUUCCUCAUGGGGGCCCAGUGUGCAAUGGCUGCAAACAGCAGCUUCCUUGGUAGUGUAUGCAGCCUGUGUGUUGUAUGGGUUGCUCUAAGGGACCUUGGAGACAGUCCUUUCAGAUGGAUGUUCAUGUUUCUGACCUUGCACUACCCCAGUGUAGGUUCCAAACAGGCAUGCAAGGUGCUUUUGGGAAGCCCCAGGGCACUGUGGCCAGGGUUCACACUGGCCAAGUUAUCAUGUCCAUUCGCACCAAGCUGCAGAACAAGGAGCAUGUGAUUGAGGCCCUGCGCAGGGCCAAGUUCAAGUUUUCUGGCCGCCAGAAGAUCCACAUCUCAAAGAAGUGGGGCUUCACCAAGUUCAAUGCCAAUGAGUUUGAAGACAUGGUGACUGAGAAGCGGCUCAUCCCAGAUGGCUGGUGGGUCAAGUACAUUUCCAAUCGUGGCCCUGUGGACAAGUGGCGGGCCCUGCACUCAUGAGGGCUUCCACUGUGCUGCCCCCUCUUAAUACUCACCAAUAAAUUCUACUUCCUGUCCACCCAAAACAAACAAACAAACAACAACAAAAAACACCCUGGAAAAUUCUGAUACUACCUUCCCUCUUCCUUAAGACCUUUACCCGAGACCAGAAAUAUUAGGGGCUGUCUACUAGGACCAUUUUAUUCAUCUUUUUGCCUAUAAAAUAAAUUUCCCCAAUUUAAUACAGAAAAGGGUGUCUGCUAUUCCUCAGAUCUCCAGAAAUCAGAUUAUUAAUACUUUAAAUAAGCUACUCAAAUGCCUUAACUUCCACAAGUCACAGAUUAAAAAUGAGACACUACCUCCAAAGGGAUGACUGAGACUGGGGGGAAAAAGGUUAUCCAAGAUGGUUCUCUAUGUCCAAAAUUUAAAGAUACCAUCAAAAACGCCCUAUAAUAUUUGCUGAACAGGUUGCAAAGUAACUACAACCACCACAGAAAUAUCCCUAUUAGUUAGGGAAAAUAACUACUUUCAUAUAUUUCAAGCAAAUACUAUACUACAUGCAGUUUAUAAGCUGUUGGGUUAGAGGUAUAAGAAAUUGGAAGUGAGGAACUUUAGUAUUAGUAGAUAAAUCAAGGUAAGAACUCCAGAACAAAGCAUACCCAUUUUCAUGAAUGGAAGAAUGCCAUAAAUAUCUUCUCAAUAUAAAUGCUUAAGUGGGGUGGUGCUUUUGCAAACCACCACCCUCCACAAGGAUGGGUGAAGCUUUUUUAAAACAUGAUUUUACAGUCUGUUUCAACACAAGGCCGAAUAUAGAAAUAAACAGAAUUAGUGUCUUCCAUGAGAGGAGAAACAAAUGGCUCAGAAAAAUAUUUUAUUUCAUUUUGCUGUUAACCUCAUAACCAGGAUCAGAUGACAAGCUUAAUAUGACCACUCCUGAAUACACCUGAAACUUUUUUUUUUUUUUUUUUGACGGAGUCUCGCUCUAUCGCCAGACUGGAGUGCAGCGGCACGAUCUUGGCUCACUGCAACAUCUGCCUCCUGGAUUCAAGCAAUUCUCCUGCCUCAGCCUCCCGAGUAGCUAGGACUACAGGUGUGCGCCACCACGCUCGGCUAAUUUUUGUAUUUUUAGUAGAGACGGGGGGGUUUCACCAUGUUGGCCAGGAUGGUAUCGAUCUCUUGACCUCAUGAUCCACCCGCCUCGGCCUCCCAAAGUGUUGGGAUUACAGGCAUGAGCCCCACGCCCAGCCUCAUCUGAAACUUUAAAAAAGAAUGCCUUGAUUUUAGAUUGUGGGUUCAUAAUCUGCAUGAUUAUAUUAUACAUUCAAAAUGAAACUUAAGGACCAGAAUAUUCCUAAUGGAAAAUUCCCCAGUAAACCUGCCAGAAGUUCAGAGGAGAAAAAUUAACCAAGUAACAAAACAUAGUGGGAGCAUAGGUACUUCCUAUAAUUUUCUCUAAUGAUAAUUUUAGUAUCUCAACCUAAGCAUUUAUACUACCUGCUUACGCACCCACUGGCUUAUGCAGCUAAUUAUGUUAUAAAGUUGUUUUUGACUAAUUUAACAGUUCUUCCUUUUAUAAUCUACCCUCUUCAGUUUAUUCAAAGAUCCAUUUAGUAUUCCAUAAAAUAAAGACCACUCAGAAAAAUGAAAGGCACACCACACUUCACUGAAAGACAUAAAUGAUGCUUACAUUGGGCUUUCACGUAUGAAUAAACACUUAAUUACUUACUUGCAUAAUUACUAGGCCAGCAAGCACUUAAAGUAGCUCCAAAAAAUGCCUAUCAUGGCAAUUCUACAAGUGAUAAGACGGUAUCCAAAAAACAUCACAUGCAUUAUGUGUGCAUCGUUGAACAUUAGUAUAUACACCAAACAAAUGGAUAAAGGCAAUGAGACCCAAAGUCUGGGUGGUUAACUAGGCUAGUAGAAUAACCAGAGCAUCUGAAGAAAACAUGGAAAGCGGGCAGUCACUUCCUGUAACCAAUUCUGAGUUUCUAAGUAGCCUCUUCAGAUACUUACUUCAAUCCCUGUCACUACCAAAUGGUUCCAUCGAGGAGCUUUUGUUGUUGUUGUUGUUUGAGACGGAGUCUCACUCUGUCGCCUAGCCUGGAGUGCAGCGGCAUGAUCUCAGCUCACUGCAAGUUCUGCCUGCCAGGUUCCAGCGAUUCUCCUGCUCAGACUCCCGAGUAGCUGGGACUACAGGCACACACCACCAUGCCUGGCUAAUUUUCAUAUUUUUAGUAAAGAUGGGGUUUCACCAUGUUGGCCAGACUGGUCUCGAACUUCUGGCCUCAAGUGAUCCGCCCACCCUGGCCUCCCAAAGUGCUCUGCCUGCCUUGGCCUCCCAAAGUGCUGGGAUUACAGACGUGAGCCACCGUGUCUGGUCUGAGGAUUUUUAAAUGAGGAUUACAUUAGUCCUAUUUAUAAUAUUCCUAUUCUAAUCUAUUGUAUUCUUACAAUUAAAUGUAUCAAAUAAUUCUUAAAAACAUUAUUAGGAAACAAACUGCCUAAUACCUUAUAAGACUAAAAAAAUCACCAAGAUGAAACUGUAGUUAUGAGCUCUCAAUAUUUAAACAUUUAAAAAAAGUUAGUGUUUGUUAGGCACCAAUCUUAACUAUUUCCAAAGAUUUAACUGGACUCUGCAAUUAUGGAAUUAGGUGAUUCUCCCAUACCCUAAAGACUCAUCACCCUCAGCAAUGCAUUCCAUCCUGAGUCAGGGUCAAACAAUUCCUUGGCAAAGAGGGUUUCUAAAGCUAAUUGCUUCAAAGUAACAUUUUCAGACCCUGGUAUCUUCUCCAAACAGUAAUGAAUAAAGCCUUUUUAACUCAUUUGAAACCAAUUUCUUCUCUCUCUCUCUCUCUUUUUUUUUUUCCUGAGAUAGAGUCUCACUCUGUCGCCCAGGCUAGAAUGCCAUGGCGCGAUCUCAGCUCACUGCAACCUCCGCCUCCUGGGUUCAAGCGAUUCUCCCGCCUCAGCCUCCUGAGUAGCUGGGACUACUGGGUGCGCCACCACGCCCAAAUAAGUUUUUGUAUUUUUAGUAGAGACGGGUUUCACCGUGUUAGCCAGGAUGGUCUCGAUCUCCUGACCUCGUGAUCCACCCACCUUGGCCUCCCAAAGUGCUGGGAUUACAGGCGUGAGCCACUACACCCAGCCUGAAACCGACUUCUUAUAGAAAUUCUGAAAUCCUAAAAUCUCUGAAAACUCAAAGUUCUAUAACUAUGUUGGUGGCAAAGCUUAAUCCUAAUAUAUAAUGGCAAAACUUCAUCUGGGCACUGAUGGGAGACUAUUUUUAUCUUUUAUUUCUCUCACUUAAUGUGACUAUCCAUGUUCCACAUUAAUAUUUUGUUUGAUUACUCUUACCAAAAUCUAAAACAAAUCUUUCCUCAAAAUUCUGAAAUCCAAAAAUACCUGGCACCAAAGGUUAUAUAUAGAUAAGGGAUUAUGGCCCUAUAAUCAAUUUUACAAACAUCUACCAGGGCAAAACACUCUUGAAUUUACUUCAAUUUCUGUAGUGCUGCUCACUGUAAUUCACUGUUAAUCUAAAACUCCUUUAAUAUGCAGAUUCUACCUUAUUUUUACUGUCUUUUCUAACUACUAGAUCCUAAGGGUUUCACUUCUUCCUUUGACUCUAAUAAGCACUCAUUUAUAUCACUCAUUUGGAUAUUCUGAACUGCUAACAAUUUUAUAUUGGUUAACUUUUCAUGUCUUUGCUAAAAACCUUUUGUGCAAAAUUACUCAAUUUAAUCCUAACAUAUAGUAACUAAGAACAAUUAGCUUUCAAUAACAUGCAAUCAGAUCAAAUAGUCCUCAAGAGACAGAUGACCUAAAUAAAAAAUGAGGAAUUAUAGUUGGACAUAGAUAUAAAACUUUAAAAAUUAAAGUUUAAGGCUGGGUGUGGUGGCUCACGCCUGUAAAUUCCAGCACUUUGGGAGUCUGAGGCAGGAAGAUCCUUGAGCCCAGUAGUUCCAGACUAGCCUGGGCAAGAUUACGAGACCAGGCCGCUACCAAAAGAGUGAAGAAAAAAAACAGUUUAAGGAGUAGCUUAUUAUGGGAAUUGAUAUGGACAAACCGUUACACACUUUAUAUAUUUUUCUAACUAAAAUAAUUCUCUUGAGCACUAGGCAGUUAUUGGGCUAACCAUAUGAGAUAGUGGUGGAAAAGUAACAUGAUCUUCCUGUCCUGAAACAGUUUAGAGGGGAUGAGAGGCAAACAAAUGGAUAAAUAUAAUUAUUGAUUAUGAUUAAGAACUACAGAGGUAAAGAGGAAUGCUCCUUUAUAUAAGGUGAUCAGGAAAAAACUCUGUAAUGUGACAUCUGAACUGAGAUCCACUGUUGAGACUGAGGCAGAAUUGCAGAGGGCUGGCAAAAGAUUGUCACAGAAAGAAGUAUAGCUGGCUAGAGCUUAAUGAGUAAUGGGGAUAAAGUUGUGAAGUAAGCAAGAACUGGAUUAUGCAGUACCUUCUAGGCCUUGAUAAGGAACUGGUUCUUAAGGGUAAAUUGGGACCGGAGGGUAUUACAUGAUCUGAUUUACAUUUUUAAAAAGGUCACUUUGUAUUCUGGGUAGAAAAUAAUGUGGGGAAGGACAAAAAUGAAAACAAGUUAGGAAGCUCCUGUGAGUCCAGACAAGAGAUGACUGUGGCUUAAACAAGGGUGGUAUCACAGAAACACAGGAUUUGAAAGCCCGAAAAGACCUUAACAGCCAUUUAGUCCAACUUUCUCUACAUAAAGAUAAGGUCCUAAGAGAGGAGUUAACUUGUUCAAAGUUUCAUGACCAGUGCCAGAGACUAAACUGAAGCCUGUCACCUAGGUCAAUGUUACCACCACUAAACCAUGCUUUUUAAGACAACAGAGUACAAUACAAGGUCUAACUACUUAAAAGAAAUACCUGAGUUCUCAGAUUUGAUUUCACACCCAAUGGAAUGAGCUAAAAAAACAUAUGAGGACAAUGAAAUAAAAGUCUAAUUUGAGCACCUGAAGGUCCAGAGAAAAGUACACAAGGGACUGCUGGGGAGCAGAACUAGUCAAAGGCUCUCCAGUCAAACUGCUUAGUGAUGAAAUUUUAAGACUAUAAUCUCUAACUCAAAUAUAAUGCCAGUUUAUCCUCUACAUAAGGACCUUCUGAUGGGUAAGAUGUAUCAACCACUAAAGCAUCACAAGUGUUUUUCAAUGUUGAGUUUAUCAUUCCUGUUGACCAGAACUGUGAAGUGAAUUGCUUUUAACAGUAGUCCUGCACUUAACAAGAACCUCUUAAUCACCAUCCUCACUCUCUUUUCUGCUCUACUUCCUGCCCUUUCACCUCUUCAUUGCCUAUUAUCACCAUCAUUAACCAUCAUCACUUUCAUCUAAACAGAGAAAUGUUAUAAAUGCUUUUUCUGUCCUUAAAAGCUUGCAAACCUAGUCCUAAUUCUUUUUUGCUGAAGGAUGAUUAAGUUGAGAGCUCCUGGAAGAAAAAAACACAAGUAUAAACAAGCUAAAAUAGAAGGAUUUAAUGCAAUAUUUUCAACUAGCAACUAAAACUCUAUAAAUAAUAGUCAGUGACAACCUUGUGACUAAUUUGGAUGUCCUGGACAUAAAAUACGAUCUCAGUAUGUUCCCUAAUUCAGAACUGCUAGAACAGCAGACCAGUUAAUUAUUUAAUAUAGGGAGCACUAAAGCUUCCUGUUAAAUUCCCUUGCUCUCCAUGGGAUUAGCACAUGCAGGCAGGAGUUCUAUAAUGCUUAAUCCCUGAAGCUACCCUGAAGUUAGCAUUUUCACAUGUAUUCCUUCCCUAAACCUUUUUCUUCCUCUGGUGUCAACUUUGUUCUUUGCAACACUGGUGUUCAGACUGAAUUAUCUUCUCUCCAUUUUAAUCUCUCUAGGGAAAUAACUGGCACUAAAUUUCCAAGAAACUGUGCACAAUACAAACUGUAACUUAACUAUCUUUCUUAACCCUUUCCUAAUCUGAAACUGAUUACUCGAUCCAAACACAGUCUAAAAAUCCUUUAUAAUGUGGAACCAGACUGGUGUGGUGGCUCACUCCUGUAAUCCCAGCACUUUGGAGGAAUGAGGUGGAAGAACCGAUUAGGCCAAGGAGUUUGACACCAGCCUGGGCAACAUGGCAAAACCCUGUCUCUACAAAAGUUAGUUGGGUGUGGUGGCAUGCGCCUGUAGUCCCAGCUACUCGGGACACUGAGAUGGAUCAACUGAGCCCGGGAGGUCGAGACUUCAGUGAGUCGUGGUUGUGACACUGCACUCAAGCCUAGCUGACAGUGAGACCUUGUCUCAAAAAAAAAAAAAGGAAAAUAAAAUUUGGACUUAUCCCAUGAGUUUAUAAAAACAGUUUAACAAGGAUUGCUACAAAUGUUUUUAAAUUAACAUAAAAAAGAAGGCCACAGAGUGGCUCUACCCAGUACUUUGGGAGGCCGAGGUGGGUGGAUCACCUGAGGUCAGGAGUUCGGGACCAGCCUGGCCAAUAUGGUGAAACCCUGUCUCUACUAAAACUACAAAAAUUAGCCAGGCAUGGUGGUGGUGCCUGCAAUCCCAGCUACUUGGGAGGCUGAGGCAAGAGAAUCGCUUGAACCUGGGAGGAGGAGGUUACAAUGAGCUGAGAUUGCACCACUGCAUUCCACAAUCCAGCCUGGGUGACCAUAGAGAGACUC